AGAAUUCUGUCGCAACAGUGCACAGCUGCCACACUACACCAUGGCUACUUCGGCUGAUGGCCCAGACCAAGGGCGCAAGAGGAAGCGCGAAGCGAACGGCGUGAAAUCACGAAAGGCGCCAAAAUCCACGAAAUCACUCGAUACUCGCGAAGCCCAGAUUUUGCUCUUGGAACAACAGAUCCUGAAAUCUCCUACGCAUUAUGGCAACAUCGAAGAGCUGCAAAAAUUGAUGGCUGAGGAGGACAGCCGUUUGUUGGCCGCUGUCGCUCUCUGUCGAGUCUUUUGCCGGUUGAUCGCUGGAGAGCAGCUGGUAAAAGAGAAGAGUGCUUCAGAGGAAUCCACACAGUCGGUGCAGCGACUCAGAGUCUCGCUGCGCGAAUAUGUUUCAAAUCUUUGCAACUGGAUUGGCAGCCCUGACGCGACCACUGAAAGCACAGCGCUGACCUUGCUGAUGAGGAUUGUGAAGGAAGAGGCUUCUGGCGGAAGCAGGAGCGCUGCCCAGUCGUGGCGAAACGAAAGAGCCUCGUUCCAAUCCUUGGUCAGAGCCCUGGUGCGCGAAAACGACGCAGAAGGAGCGCGGCAACAAUUCGUCGAGAAAUAUGCCGAAGAGUACGACGAUGUCCGCUUCUACACCUUUGUUGCGGUGAAGCAAUGCCUAGGCGAAGCUGCUGGUGCAAAGGCCGUGGGAAACGCAAUCGAGCUACUCUCGCAGAUUGAAGGAGUACCGGAGGCCGAUGAAGAGCUCGAAGACUGGUAUGGAGAUGCUCCAGAGGACAAGAGCCCUCUUUUAUCGCUCAAUGGACAUCGGAAAACGGCUCGAGAGGCAUGGCUAGCGGUUUUUCGCACGCCACUAUCUGUGGAGCAGCGCAAGUCCAUUUUGAAUAUUACGACCGCACAACUCCUGCCAUGGUUCACAAAUCAUAUUGAAUUGCUGGCAGACUUUCUCACAGAUUCCUUCCAGCAAGGUGGCGCAAUUUCACUUCUCGCGCUGAGCGGAAUCUUCCAUCUGAUGACUGUGAAGAAUCUGGACUACCCUGACUUCUACAAAAACCUUUACAGCCUGUUGGAUGAAGAUGUCUUACACAGCAAGCACCGCAGCCGCUUCUUUCGUCUCCUGGAGACGUUCAUGAGCUCCACCCACUUGCCUGUUGCGAUGGUGGCCAGCUUCAUGAAAAGGUUGUCGAGAUUGGCGCUCCAAGCUCCGCCCGGGGCCAUCGUCUGGGUUGUUCCCUGGAUAUACAACCAAGUCAAGCAACAUCCCUCAUGUGCCUUCAUGCUACAUCGUCCCUUUCACCCUGCACAUGCCAUCUACGCCUCACAUCCGAAGUACGCUGAAGAAGGGAUGGACGAUCCAUUUGAUAUGUCGCAACCGGACCCCAUGAUCACUCGUGCUAUCGACUCCAGCUUAUGGGAGCUGGACACUCUGAGCAAUCACUUUCAUCCGAAUGUGGCCACGCUGGCCAAGAUCAUCGGCGAGCAAUUCACCAAGAGGGACUACCAGUUAGAGGACUUCCUUGAUUACUCCUAUGCUACUUUGGUCGAUGCCGAACUUGGAAAGGAGAUGAAGAAGGUGCCAGUGGUAGAGUGGGAUAUCCCGAAACGCAUUCUGACUUCCGAUGAUGGCCUUAAUGAUUUGGGGUCACUUUUUCAAAGUGCUAUUGGAGCUACUGUAUAGCAUCCGCAACCUCAAUACAACACUGGAAUAGGCUCGAAAGCAAUACUCAACACCCAAUUUCUACCUUCCAGCUUCUCCGU
Cercospora beticola is the source of this 1755-nucleotide messenger RNA. RefSeq names its product ribosome biosynthesis protein NOC4 (gene NOC4). The record is from RefSeq and is a predicted model, not a curated record. Gene Ontology annotation, cellular component: small-subunit processome; nucleolus; Noc4p-Nop14p complex. Gene Ontology annotation, biological process: ribosome biogenesis. NCBI's taxonomy places the organism in Eukaryota, Fungi, Ascomycota, Dothideomycetes, Mycosphaerellales, Mycosphaerellaceae.